AGACGAUGGUUAUUUUCCCUCCAGUUCAGAAUUUAGUGUCACUUAAAACCUACAAAUAUUUAUCUUCUUCUCUGAUACAAGUCAUUUAGAGAUUAUUGCAGGGAUUCUCGUCAGAUUCCGGGAUAUGGAUGUCACUGGGUGUGGUGUUACUGAAGCAAAGAUGAAUGAUUCAUCACAUACAUUUGUUGGUAUUGGACCUCACACCUAUGUCAACAUACAGCAGGACCUAUAAAUCUUUGCCAAGUUCUGCCUUAAUUUGUUUUAGAGGAAUGGUAUUGUUUUUCUAAAGUCACACCAGUUGAGUUUUGAUUGGUUGUGUUUUUGUCCACCAGAGUGUAUAAAAGGAUGAAACUGUAAAAUAAAAAAUCAUUAUACUUAAGCCUCUUAGCAGGUAAGCACUGUUCAUUCUGAGAUUAUUUAUGUUAGCUGUCAAAUUAAUGAAUUAUUAUUCAAAUAAUGUUGAAUUUCAAUACUUGUGUAACUAAAGAAAGAUUUCUGCCUUUCAGCCAUGGGGACUCUGUUGCUGCUUUGUGCUGUGUGGGCCAUUUUUAGCUGUCCAUCUAGCGCUGGUUGGGCAGGGAGGGAGUUUGCCCUGUCAUUCAUGCAGAAUUAUGUUCAAAACUACGACACACCUAGCUUUAAGCUAUAUAUCACUGCUGUUCAGGCCAUUGCUGAAGUGACGGUGCAGGUUCCUUCCUUAAACUUCAAGCAAAAGAAAACUCUAAAUGCUGGAGAAAGGGUCACUAUCACUCUUCCCACUACUGUUGAGAUAUGCGGCAGCAAGAAGUCUCCCAAAACAGUGCUCAUUGACUCCUCAGCAGAUGUGACCGUAUCCUCCUUCAGCUACAAGCAGUACACAGCAGACACCUCUGUGGUGUAUCCCAUCACUGAAUGGGGUACAGAAUAUUUCAUCUUUACACCUGUUGGAUCCCCCUACGGCUCAUAUAAAGAGUUCUCUGUGACAAAUGGAAAAGAGAGCAACAAAGUGGAGAUUUUCCCACAAGGUCCAAUCUGGUUCCAGGGUCAUGUCUAUGGGCCUGGCAGCCAAAUGGUAAUAGAUCUCCAGCAAUAUGAGACUCUCCAGCUCCAGAGCACGUAUGAACUUUCCGGCACCAGAGUUGCCUCCAAGCACCCUGUUGGUGUCAUCACAGGUCACACUUGCACCUGGCACUUCUCGAGAUGUAAUCAUGUUUAUGAACAGCUACUGCCAGUAAGCCGGUGGGGAUCCAGCUUCAUCGUGCCACCACUGAGCUUCCAGAAGAAAUAUGAUAGUGUCUACCUGCAGGCCUCCCAGGCCACCCGAGUCAUUGUCAGUGAUGGCAACCAUGAGGAUGUUCUGAGUUUGACCAGGGGGAAGGUGGUGGAGGUCCGCUACCACAGUCCUCAAACACUGUCCAUUCGAGCAGAUCAUGGCAUCCAAGUCCUCAUGCUCUUCAACGGUGUCAAAUUCGACUGGCGCCAUUUCAACGACCCAUUCUUGAUGACCAUCUUGCCCACAGACCGCUUCUGUUCCUCUUACUCACUAGAGGCUCUGAGCGGCUUUGAAAACCAAGCCCUGAUUGUGGCAAAGGACACUGCGAUAGCAGAGCUGCGUUUUGAUGGUACAGCCCUCCCCCGUAAUGUCCAGUGGCAAAAGGUUCCAGGGACGGAUUUCUCUUGGGUGCAGAUGUCUUACAGCCAAACCCCUGACAACGAUAGACACACACUGUCCAGUUCUGGUUCCCGCUUUGCUCUCUACAGUAUAGGAGUAAGCCAGAAGAAUGGUUAUGGUUCACCAGGGCAAUGUAUACAUACAGGGAGUGGAUCUUUGUCCUGCAGCAGUGUGACCUGCAGUGCCAAUGAGGUGUGUGAGAUGCGGGGUGAGUAUCCCACCUGCAUCCCAAAGCCUGGUACCAAGCCUGGUACCUGCUGGGCAAUGGGAGAUCCCCACUACCGUACUUUUGAUGGGCGACACUAUAACUUUAUGGGUACCUGCACAUACGUCAUUGCUAAAAAAUGUGAAAAAGAUGAUCAUCUCCCAGCCUUUGAGGUCCUUGCCCAAAAUGAGAACAGAGGAAGCCUCAGGGUGUCAUAUGUUGCCUUGGUCACUGUGAAGGUGUAUGACAUUACUAUCACAGUCGUUCGGUCUGAGACAGGUCGUGUGAGGAUUGACAACAGUCUGUGGAGUUUGCCAGUAUUCUUGAACAACAACAAACUGGUCAUGUUCCAGAGCGGUCGCUCUGUGGUCAUUGAGACUGAUUUUGGUCUGAGUGUCAGUUAUGACUGGGAACACUACCUUGUGGUCACUCUGUCUGACAGUUACGCUGGUAAGACUUGUGGUCUCUGUGGCAACUUCAAUAACAACCCCAGUGAUGAUUUCGCCACACCGUCUGGCACCCAGGCAGGUGGAGCUGUGGCCUUUGGAGGCAGCUGGAAGGUGCCAGGGCUGGUUAAAGAUCCUCUGUGCAGAGAUGACUGUGUGGGUGGCUGUGAGCGUUGUGAACACAGCCUGAUGAAGAGGUGGGAAGGUGACAUGUUUUGUGGGCUCAUCACACUUAUAACAAAUGGGCCAUUCAGCAAUUGUCAUGCUGUCAUUGACCCACAAGCAUACCUAGAGAACUGUAAAUAUGAUGUGUGCAUGGGAGGAGGCCUUCGACGUUUUCUCUGCAGGGCGUUGGAGGCUUAUGCUGAAGCCUGCCAGCUUGCUGGGAUUCAGGUUCAAGAAUGGAGGACAAUUGCACGAUGCCCUACUGAAUGUCCAGCCAACAGCCACUAUGAGCUCUGUGGUAAUGCCUGUCCUGCCACUUGUUCUGACCCCAGCGCUCCCUCCAAGUGCAAACGCCGCUGUGUGCAGACCUGCACCUGUAAUGCAGGCUUUGUUUUGAGUGGAAGUGAGUGUGUACCUGCUGCUCAGUGUGGUUGUACCUAUGAGGGUCGAUACAUUCCUGCUGGGGAGUCGUUCUGGGCAGACCAGAACUGUCAGCGAUUGUGUAAAUGCGUGCCUGGAAGCAGACGUGUGGAGUGCCAGGAUAAGGGUUGUGGGGUAGGGCAGCAGUGUCAGGUGGUUGAUGGCAUCAGAAACUGUCAAGCAGUCUCCCACAGCACCUGCCAGGCUACAGGUGACCCCCAUUAUGUGACCUUUGACAAGAAGAAGUUUGACUUCCAGGGCACAUGUGUGUACCAGCUGGUUGCACUCUGCUCCAAGAACCCAGAGUUGGUGCCCUUCGAAGUGCUGGUGCAGAAUGAUCAUCGGGGUAGCAAAGUGGUUUCCUACACCAAGUUAGUGGAGAUCAAGGUGCACUCGCUCAGCAUUGUCAUUACAAAGACACACAAGGGCAUGAUUAUGGUGAACAAUGAGCUGGUCAACCUGCCUGUUACCCUGGAUGGAGAGCAGAUAUCUGUGUUUAAGAGCGGCUGGUAUGCUGUGGUCACCACAGCUUUUGGCCUCAAAGUCAGCUUCAACUGGGAAAAUGCUGUAUUUGUAACACUGCCAAGCAACUACAUGGGAGCCGUUUGUGGGCUCUGUGGCAACUACAAUGGCAAACCUCAGGAUGACCUUACUCCAGAGAGUGGUGGCAAACCUGUCUCUCCAGCAGAGUUUGGUUCCAGCUGGCGAGUGGCCGAGAUCCCAGGCUGUGUCGAGGGCUGUAAAGGAGUGUGUCCUUCUUGUGACAUUACCCAGAAGGUUCAAUAUGAAAAAGGAGAUUUCUGUGGCAUGUUGAGCGACCCCAAAGGGCCGUUCCGUGACUGCCACGGUGUGGUGGACCCAACUAUCUUCUUUGAAGACUGUGUUUAUGAUGUAUGCCUGUAUAAGGGCAGGAGGGAUGUACUGUGUCAGGCUAUCACAUCAUACACGUCUGCCUGCCAUGCUGUGGGGGCCAAGGUGUACAGCUGGAGAACCAGUCAGUUCUGUGCGGUGAAAUGUCCAAUCCACAGCCACUAUGAAAUUUGUGCAACUGCCUGUCCUGCUUCCUGCAAGAGUCUGGCCCCUCCUCAGCAUUGCCAAGCUCAUUGUGAGGAGGGCUGUACCUGUGAUGAGGGGUACAUCCUCAGUGGAGAUUUCUGUGUUCCCUUCUCACAGUGCGGUUGCCUCUACAGAGACCGCUACUACCGCCUCGGCCAGGUGUUUUAUGCCAAUGGACAGUGUCAGGAGGAAUGCAAGUGCACAGAAGAUGGAGAGGUUAAGUGCAAGAAGUUCACAUGUGGUCCAAAUGAGAAGUGUAAAAUAGAGGAUGGUGUCCAAAAGUGUCACCCUGUUGGUAAGGGAGUGUGCCAUGCAUCUGGUGACCCCCAUUAUCGCUCCUUUGAUGGGCUAACAUUUGAUUUCCAGGGCACCUGCACCUACAUACUUUCCAAGAGUUGUGGGCUGGAAGGCACCCACCUGGAGGCCUUCUCUGUUCAGGUGGAGAAUGUGCAGUGGGACCAGAUGUUGAAGAAUAAAGUGGUGUCUGUCACCAAGCUGGUUGCUGUGGAGGUCUAUGGCUUCACUCUCAUCAUGAAGAACAACAUGUUUGGAGUCCUGGUUAAUGGAGUGUUUAACUAUCUUCCUGUGAAUCUAAAUGAUGGAGCAGUGCAGGUCUAUCAGGAGGGCAUGCGUUAUGCUGUUGCAACAGAUUUUGGUCUGCUUGUCACUUAUGACCUGGUCUAUCAUGUGACAGUCACAGUGCCCGGUAAUUACCGUGAUAAGGUCUGUGGCCUGUGUGGCAACUUCAACAGCAACCAAAAAGAUGACUUCCAAAUGCCAAACCAUCAGCUCACCAAAAAUGUGAACGUCUUUGGAAAGUCAUGGAAGGUCACCAUCCCAAAUGUGGUGUGUGGAGAUGGCUGUGUAGGGAAUAGCUGUCCUAGCUGUGACCCAGCUCACAACGCUGUGUUUUCAAAGUCCACUUACUGUGGCAUUGUUACAGCACCCAAUGGUCCUUUUGCAGUCUGCCAUAGUAAACUGAACCCACAGUCAUACUUUGAUGACUGUGUGUUUGAUCUGUGUGCUUCCAAUGGCAAUGGAAGAGUGCUGUGCAAUAGCAUAGCAGCCUAUGCCUUCAACUGUCACAUGGCAGGAGUGGAUGUCAAGAACUGGAGAACAGCUUCAUUCUGUCCCAUGAAAUGCCCAGCUAACAGUCACUAUGAGGUGUGUGCAGAUCCAUGCUCUGCAUCCUGCCAGGGCCUCACAGAGAUUGUCCAGUGCUCCAACAGCUGUACAGAAGGAUGUGAAUGUGAUGAUGGCUUCUUAUUCAAUGGACAUGCAUGUGUUCAAGAGACAGAGUGUGGCUGCUAUGACAAUGGAAAAACUUACAAGCCUGGAGAAGUGGUGUAUGAGAAUGACUGUGACACAAAAUGCACUUGUAAUCCAGCGACAGGCCUUGUCUGUGAAAAGCAUUCCUGCCCUGAAAGCACCAAAUGCAUGAUCAAGAAAGGAAUUAGGGCAUGUUACAACACAGAUCCCUGCAAAGAUGCCAAGUGUCGGGUCAAGGAGAAAUGUCGAGUUGAGAAGGGUGAAGCUGUGUGCGUCCCCGAGUACACAGGCAUCUGCUGGGCCUGGGGUGACCCCCACUACCACACAUUUGAUGGUUACAAUUAUGACUUCCAGGGCACCUGCAAGUAUGUCAUCUCCAAGACCUGCGGGAAUCUGGAUGGUCUGGUGCCAUUCUCCAUCACUGAGAGGAAUGAUAACCGUGGAAACACAGCAGUUUCUUACGUCAGAGAGGUAGAUGUGUCUGUGUACGGGUACACCAUCACCAUCCUCAAGAACCAAGUCGGUCGAGUCACGGUGGACGGGGAGCUGCUGAAUCUUCCACUGAGACUGGGCGAGGGUGAGGUGUCUGUUUUUCAGCAUGGUCACACUGCAGUGGUGGAGACAAACUUUGGCCUGUUUGUCUCCUAUGAUUGGAACUGGCAUUUGGUCAUCAAGUUGCCCAGCAGCUACUAUGGCAGUGUCUGUGGUCUGUGUGGCAACUUCAACGGUAACAACCAUGAUGAACUCCAGAAUCCAGCCGGUAAAGCCGUCUCUUCAGUGGUAGAAUGGGGUAAGAGCUGGCAAACGCCUGACCAGGACAAGGACCAUCCUUGCUGGGACACAUGUGAGAAAAACUGCCCUACCUGUGACAAUAGCCAGCUUAAGCUCUAUAAGACUGAGGAUUUCUGUGGGGCUCUUGGAGCCAAGACCAAUAGUGUGUUCCAGAAAUGUCAUGGAAAAUUGGACCCCCAGGCCUUCGUGGACAGCUGUGUGUAUGAUAUGUGUAUGAAUAAGGGAGACAAAAAGAUGCUGUGCCAGGCUUUGGCCUCCUACAGUAAGCAAUGCAAUGAGGAAGGAAUAAUAAUCAAGGGCUGGAGGAAAAAGUUUGGCUGCCCAAUGAAUUGUCAGCGUCACAGCCACUAUGAAGACUGUGCCAGUCCAUGCCAGCCAUCCUGUCCAUUUCCAGAGGAAAAGCAGACCUGCAACAGUGCCUGUGUGGAGACCUGUGUGUGUGAUAAGGGUUACGCCCUCAGUGCUGGUGUCUGUGUGCCUGCUAAAUCAUGUGGUUGCUCCUAUCAGGGCCGCUACUACAAGCCAGGCCAGCGCUUUUGGGCUGAUGAGGCUUGCGGUCGUCUCUGUGAGUGUGAUUCAACCCUGGGCAUGGUGACUUGUCGCGAGGCUUCUUGCUCUGCCAACGAGAGGUGCACCAUAGUGGAUGGAGAACGGGGCUGCAGACCCAUCAGCCACGCCACAUGCUCAGCCUCGGGUGACCCACACUACCGGACUUUUGAUGGCCGCAAGUAUGACUUCCAGGGUUCAUGUGUAUAUCAGCUGGUGGGGCUGUGCUCUGAGCAGUCCGGACUUGUGCCUUUCAAGGUGACUGUGCAGAAUGACCACCGAGGAAGCAAGGCCGUGUCCUACACGAGGACUGUCAGUUUUUCCAUAUAUGGCAUCAUCCUCACCAUCAGCCGAGAAUACCCCUACAAGGUUCUGCUCAACGGGCAGCUUGCAUCAUUACCGCUGGAUUUCAAUAAUGAGCUGGUGGUGUUUCUCAGUGGAUGGACAGCUGUAGUGGAGACAGUUGCUGGUAUCACUGUGACCUUUGACUGGCGAAGCACAGUGAGCGUUACUCUGCCUAGCAACUACCAGGGCGCAGUCUGCGGUCUGUGUGGUAACUACAAUGGAAAAGCCCAGGAUGACCUGACCAUGCCAAACGGCCAGACCACCAAUAAUGCAGCUAAGCUGGGGGAGAGCUGGCAAGUAGCCCUCGUACCAGGCUGUUCAUCAGUCUGCCAGGGGGCAUGGUGCCAGGCCUGUUCAGACUCCCAGAUGAAAGAGUACCAAGGCCAGAAGUACUGUGGCAUUAUUGCUGACAAGGCAGGGCCUUUCAGAGAUUGUCACAAGCAUGUGGACCCUGCACCUUACCUGGAGGACUGUGUGUAUGAUGCCUGUAAUUAUCAUGGCCACCGUGGCACAGUCUGUGAUGCUGUGGGAAUAUAUGUCUCUGCCUGUCAGAGCCUUGGAAUCACCAUACACUCCUGGCGAAGAGAUAACUUUUGUCCAAUGGUGUGUCCAGCUAACAGCCAUUAUACCUUGUGUGCCACUGGUUGCCCAGCCACCUGUGCCAGCUUAACCUCUGUUGCCACAUGCCACAGGCCCUGUACAGAGGCCUGUGAGUGUGAUGAGGGCUACCUGCUGAGUGGGGGUACCUGCGUACCUGUGAGAGACUGUGGCUGCUCCUACGAUGGUCAAUACUAUAGGAAAGGAGACGCCUUCUACCCUGAAAAUGAGUGUGUGGAGCAAUGCAUUUGUGGGGAAAAUGGCGCGGUGUCUUGCCAAAAGGCCAAGUGUCGUCCAGGGGAGACCUGUAAGAUUGUAAAUGGAAUGAAAGGUUGUCACCCUCAGGGCUACGGCAAGUGUGUGGCUUCUGGUGACCCUCACUAUAUUUCCUUUGAUGGACGGAGGUUUGAUUUCCAGGGUACCUGUGUCUAUGUAUUGGCCAAGGUUUGUGAUGGUGACAAAGGCUAUCUGAUGCCAUUCACUGUGACUCAGGGGAAUGAGAAGUACGGAAAUGGCAAAGUGGCCGUUACCAAGUCCGUUGCAGUGGCAGUCUAUGGUUAUGUCAUUUACAUCCAGCAGGGAAUGCCAUGGAAAGUCACUGUGGAUGAUGAACUUCUAAACCUUCCUCUCUCCCUGGACAAUGGCCGUCUGAGAGUCACCCAGGAAGGUCGCAACAUAAUUGUCCGGACAGACUUUGGACUGACAGUCCUGUACGACACUGUCUAUUAUGUUGAGGUGAUUGUGCCUUCUACGUACCAGGGUAAAAUGCGUGGUCUGUGCGGCAACUACAACCAGAAAGGUGGUGAUGACUUCAGACUUCCCAGUGGCAGACAAACCAACAACGUCGAUGACUUUGGGAAGGCGUGGGUGAUGGACCUGCCGGGCCAUGUGUGUGGGGGCUGUGGAGGACAGUGUCCUGUAUGUGAGCAGGCCAAGGCCAACUUGUAUGGAAAACCGGAUUCCUGUGGCAUCAUGAGUGCACCUAAUGGACCUUUCAAAGCCUGCCACAGUAAAAUUGACCCAGCAGUAUAUGUGUCUGAUUGCGUGUUUGACGUUUGUGCUGUGGGUGGCAGCAAAGACACUCUGUGUAACAGUGUUCAGGCCUAUGCUCUGGCCUGCCAGAGUGCAGGAGUACAAAUACAGCCAUGGAGGAGCAGCUCCUUCUGCCCUGCUUUCUGCCCUGCACGCAGUCAUUAUGAGUUGUGUGCCGACACCUGCAGUGGGACCUGUGCUAGCUUUAUUUACCCAAUUACUUGUUCUGAAAGCUGUUUUGAAGGAUGCCAGUGUGAUGAUGGCUUUGUUUUUGAUGGCAUCCAGUGUGUUCCCUUGGACAACUGUGGGUGUGUGCAUGCUGGCAGAUAUCUGACGGUGGGUCAAGCAGUGGUGGACAAAGACUGUAAAUCCAAGUGUGUCUGCCAGACCUCUGGGCUGGUGAAGUGCGAAAACCUGUCCUGUGCCAGUGAAGAGGUUUGUAGUGUAAGAGACGGGGUCAGAGGUUGCCACGUCAAACAGGGCUACUGCAGUGUCAGCCACGUUGGUCACCUCACCUCCUUUGAUGGCCUGUCUGGAGCAAUAGGCACUAAAGGGGCAUUUGAAGUGGCCUCUCUGUGUGAUGAGACAGCUAAGCUGUGGUUCCGUGUGGUUGUGGACGUCAGGGUCUGCAGUAAAGGUGCGUCUCCUGCUGUCGCCACUGUGUACGUGUUCUUCAAGGAAACCACCGUCGCAGUGAACAGCCAGCACGUGACCUGGGUAAAUGGCAGGAAAGUGUCUCUUCCCAGCAAAGUGACAAGUGAUUUAUCUGUCCAAAUCUCAGAGAGGACUGUCAUCAUCGAGAGGGCAUCUGCUGUGCGGGUCACAUACUCAAUUUCACAGGAGGUCACCAUCAUUAUUGACAGUAGCCUGUCCGGUAAAAUGUGUGGGGCCUGUGGCAACUACAACAACAACUCCAAAGAUGAUAUGAAGACUGCAGAUGGGAAAAUCACCACUGAUGUGUCUGCGAUUGUUGACUCCUGGAGCGCUGGGGACUUUUCUAGGUGUGGCCUGUAGAAAUGCUGGUUUUGCGGCGAUAGGAAGCAUCUGGUGUACAGGAAAAAAACUGAAGUUCAUUCCUCUCAAAACUACAAACUGACGUUUCCUCAUGAAUGAAACAGCUGCACAAAAUGGCUUACAUCCCUGCUUUUUACCCCCAUUAAACAGGAUGAAGAAGAAUGUAAAGUUGUUGGGCUAAAAGUGCUUGUUUACAGCCAGUCUUACUCAUCACACUUCAGUACUUCCUCUUGAUUCAUGAAAGGGUUUUGGUUGUUUACUGGCAGUCUGCUCCUCUAUUGUUUAGCUUGGAGCAGUAGAAAAAAAUCUGCUUCAUUCUUGACCAACAUCUCCAUCUAGAGGAGUUGGAAAUUAUAGCAUCUAUUCUUUUACUGUACCUGUCCUAUUACAUUUGGCUAGUUUUAAAAGAGUGUGUGCUUUUUGUGUGCUCCUUUUCUGCUCUGACCAAUAAAUAUACUUUAAUCACAGUGUGGUAGUUAAUUGUAC
This is a messenger RNA of Scatophagus argus, 10024 nucleotides long. Its product is annotated as IgGFc-binding protein. Lineage: Eukaryota; Metazoa; Chordata; Actinopteri; Scatophagidae. The record is from RefSeq and is a predicted model, not a curated record. The transcript has 21 exons. Bases 509 to 9538 code for a protein of 3009 amino acids. Gene Ontology annotation, molecular function: protein binding.